Molecule: messenger RNA, 1930 nt
Organism: Laetiporus sulphureus 93-53
Lineage: Eukaryota; Fungi; Basidiomycota; Agaricomycetes; Polyporales; Laetiporaceae
Exons: 3
Coding region: 173-1690 (505 amino acids)
Biological process (GO): peroxisome organization
Cellular component (GO): peroxisomal membrane
Source: RefSeq, a predicted model, not a curated record
GGGAAUUGGAUUGUAGAAACUUCAUAGCGCAAAGUUCAGACGGCCGUCUUCGCUUAUUGGAGAAGAGCGUCCGGCCGCAUGCGGAUGAUCUAUCCCCUUCCUUGUCGCGUGCGGCGACGGAGCAUCCACAGAUGCUGUCGGUACCGUCACAUCCACCUCAAACAGCCACACGAUGUCGACCUCAACUGAGAACAGCAGCCAGCCCUCUCUAGUCGAGUUCCUCAACACCCUUCCAUCACCCCUCAUCACAGCUCUAGUUGGCCUAGCACCCUAUAUUGCGAGGAUCCGUCGUCUUGCGCUUGUAUUGAGUUGGAAAUCAUCAUGGGAGGACAGCUGGAUUGCCAUUGCUGCGUUGUGGGCGAUAUGCUUGCUGGCAGAGCCUGGCCUCAGGUAUAUGCUCCCCUUCGCGAUCCUCCUGACUCUACUCAUCGCAAAGAGAAGACCAAAACCUGAGUCUGAACUUCACGUCAUGACAGAAGAAAAUCUGCAGCAGGCAAUCAGCGACUUGACGAUCAUACAUUCCCUCCUGCCUGCUAUUCUUACACCGCCACAAGUCCCAUCUCAAUCGUUGCCCGCACUCGUGCUCUUGCGCAUAUUCGGACUCCUUUACGUUCCAUAUCUGGUACUAACCCGCCUCGUACGGCUGCGUGUGUUGCUUGCUGUCCUCGGAACGAUUGUGCUCACCUGGCGCGCCCGUUGGGCGGCGCUCGUGCGACGUGCUCUUUGGCGCAGCGCAUACAUUCGCUGGGCUAUCUACCGGUUAUGGGCAUACCUAUGUGGACAGCCUUUCGCACCCCAAGCCGUUUCCUCCAGUAGUCCGACGAAUGCGACCGUCUCGGCGACCGCCACCCCCACGUCCGACUCUCAUCAGCCAGCAGAAAUCGUGCGAUUCCUGUUCACCAUAUAUGAAAACCAGCGCUGGUGGGUGGGGCUUGACUGGACUGCCGCUCUUCUGCCAAACGAGCGACCGUCAUGGUGCUCUGCGUCCCUACAGCCAGUCGCGCCUCCCGCAACCUUUGCACUCCCUGCAUCUACAACAAUCUACAUGCCCGGGCCUGACGGCGCGCGUGUGAAGCGCAUUGCCCGGUGGAAGUGGGCAGAGCCGGAGUGGCGCGUUGGGCUACACCGCGAGGGCGAGGCAGCAGCCCGGGUGGAGAAGCCGCUUCCGAAGGACGAAGCUCCGGGAACGGCAUCGGCGAGUGCUGCUAGGAUGCUGAAAGCUGCAGGGAAGAUUCGAGAGGGCAGUGUCAGCAUGAGCGGUAGCCCAGAGCGCAGCAGAGAGAAGGAGAAAGAGAAAGAUGAAGGUGAGAAUGAAGAAAGAAAGGAUGGAGAGAUCUUUACGGAUGUGGAUGGCUGGGUAUAUGCGGAUAACAAGUGGGAAGGGGGCAAUGCAAAGGCUGGGAUGGGCAAGUAUACGCGCUACAGGCGCUGGACACGGAUAGCCAUCCUGAUCGAAACUGUCGACUCUGUUGGGCCUGGUGAGAUGGGGAUCCAGAGGGACGGCGAGGAGCAGAAGCCAGCGACAGUCACAAAGUCUGAUGACUCGCCAAUACCUCCUCAAUGGGAGCCCGCACAGGGGAGGCACGACAGUCUGGACAAGAAACAUCAUGGUGACAGCGCGCAUGGCGACGAAGAUAGUCUGACACGACGCUUGAAGGCGGUGGUGCAGAAUGCGGUGCCUCCACCAUAAUCGGUUGGUACUCUGACGACCGAGCAUGGACUGUCGGCCCUCUGCAUAACAGGCGCUACUCAGACCCGGAAAUAAUUGGUGUGCAGGACAUCCCAUGCGAACGUUGGGUCGAUGGCGCGGUCAUCUCGCGAUGCUUUGGAUAUUCCCUACUAAUCGGUUGUACUAUAUCUUGCCCGUCGUCUCCUCGUGUACUCUCACAUCUUCAUUAUUGCACCUUGAAACGCCAACCAUGGCAUCGAA